Ciona intestinalis (vase tunicate) is the source of this 1937-nucleotide messenger RNA. The record is from RefSeq and is a predicted model, not a curated record. Lineage: Eukaryota; Metazoa; Chordata; Ascidiacea; Phlebobranchia; Cionidae.
UAAGUUCUAGACGAAACGUACUCACGUUUAAUUAUGUUGUACAGAUAUUUAGUUUAUUCAAAGUUGUUUUGUUAAAGUUGGAAUAGUUUGAACGGGCAUCAUGCAUAUUACUUCAGCAGCGGGUGUGCUUUCUCUUCUUCAAGAACCAGAAGACGAAUUGAAAGUUUAUGCGUUAAAACGUCUUAAUGAUAUUGUACCAGAGUUUUGGCCAGAAAUAUCAGACCAUGUGGAACAAAUUGAAGUUCUUUAUGAGGAUGAAACGUUUAAACAUCGAGAAAUGUCGGCUUUACUCGCAUCAAAGUUGUAUUAUUAUCUUGGCGCUUAUGAAGAUUCAUUGAAUUAUGCCCUUUGCGCUGGUGCUGCGUUUAACGUUAAGGAGAGUUCUGAAUAUGUGGUUACUACAAUUUGCAAAUGCAUUGACCAUUACACGAAACUUCGGGUCAGCCAACACGAAGGUAAAGAAGUAAAGAUCGAUCCCCGACUUGAAGAAAUUGUCAACCGAAUGUUUGAGAAUUGUUUGGAGGGAGGGCAGUAUAAACAAGCUGUUGGGAUCUCUGUGGAAACUAGAAGGCUUGAUAUAUUUGAACGAGCGGUCAGAAUGACGCCAAACCUUGGUGAAAUGUUGUCUUACUGCACAACUCUAUGCACAAGAUUGGUUGAGAAUAAAAAACUUCGCGAAGAUAUUUUGAAACUUCUUGUUCGUCUUCAUUCCAAUCUUGCUCCUUCCACGUCAAAGACAGUAACUCAACCAGACUACAUCAAUAUUUGUCAAUGCUUGAUAUAUCUUGAUGAUGCUUCAGCUGUUGCAGAUAUUUUGUUAAAACUGAUCAAAACUGGGAAGGACCAAGUACCUAUGGCUUACCAAAUAGCGUUUGAUAUGUACGACAGUGCUUCACAAUAUUUCUUACUUGGAGUGAUUGAAGCGUUGCGCAAUACUGCUUCCUAUCAAGAGGAUAAGGUAUCUGACGUAAACAACGACGUUCGGCGAGCAGCAGUCGAAAGCCUUGGGUUUAUAUUGUUCAGAACGCCCGCCCAUUGCCCGAGCGUUGUUUCGCUUCUAUCGGAGAGUUACAACCCUCAUGUUCGGUAUGGAGCGGCGGUUGCUUUGGGUAUUGCUUGCGCUGGUAGCGGAAAUAAGGACGCCUUAAAUUUAUUGGAACCUCUCACAAGUGAUUCAAUCAACUACGUCCGACAAGGAGCGCUCAUUUCUUCGUCCAUGAUAUUAAUCCAACAUACUGAUACUACUUGUCCCAAGGUUAAACAAUACAAGGAAUUGUACAAGAAAGUGAUAAACGACAAACACGAGGACGUCAUGUCAAAGUUUGGAGCUAUUUUAUCGCAGGGAAUUAUCGAUGCAGGAAAACACGGCAAAGAAAGUCGACAAGAAAGAAGAAGAGAUUGAGAAUAUGGAAACUGAGAAACCAAAAGAAGAAUCUUCAUUUGAGAUGUUGGAAAAUCCAUGCAGAGUUAUUCUACCGCAACUUAAACUUAUCACUUUGAACGACGAGAACAGAUAUUCCCCACUUAAAUCGAUUGCCAGCGGAGGGAUCAUUUUGCUCAAAGAUAAAAAACCUGGCGAGCCUGAACAAUUGCUUGAACCAGUUGCAGCUGGCGGGCCAAAGAAAGAGGAAACGGACGAGGAAGACGAACCAUCUCCUCCCGAACCAUUCGAAUUCACAGAGUAGAAAUUGAAUGUAAAUUAAAAAAAAGUUUUGUGUAAAAUAAAAAUUCGUAUUCGUUGUGACGUAAUCGGUUGUUUACUACGUCACGAGUUGAGGUUGUGACGUAAUCGGUUGUUUACUACGUCAUGAGUUGAAGCCACCACCGAACUGUUGGUAAGAAAUCGAUGAAUUUAACGUUUGAAAUAAAUCCAAUAAUUGAUUGUGGUCGGCCAUGCGUACCGACACUGUUGAUAAUUGUACAGAUGCUUCGUGUAA